UCUCAAACUGCUCCUUCACACCCUGCACAACUCAAUCUAAACUCUUCCCGUUCCUUCUCUGCAGCAUACAGAACCAUCUCAGCUGUGAAUGGUCCACUGGUGGUACUCGAUAAUGUUAAGUUUCCAAAAUACGCGGAGAUUGUGAACUUCACCCUGCCGGAUCGCAGUGAGCGCAGUGGCCAGGUGUUGGAGGUGGUUGGAUCCAAGGCAGUGGUUCAGGUAUUUGAAGGAACAUCAGGCAUCGACGCCAAGCUGACAGCCUGUGAGUUCACUGGAGACAUCCUUCGUGCCCCAGUGUCGGAGGAUAUGCUGGGUCGAGUGUUUAAUGGAUCGGGAAAGCCGAUUGAUAAGGGGCCUGCUGUAGUGGCAGAGGACUUCCUCGAUAUAAAUGGCCAACCGAUAAACCCACAGUCUCGGAUUUACCCUGAAGAAAUGAUUCAGACUGGGAUAUCACCGAUUGAUGUGAUGAACAGUAUCGCCCGAGGUCAGAAGAUUCCCAUUUUCUCAGCAGCUGGACUCCCGCACAAUGAGAUUGCUGCUCAGAUCUGCAGGCAGGCCGGCCUGGUCAAGAAAGCCAAGCAUGUGGUGGAUUACAGUGAGGACAACUUCGCCAUUGUCUUUGCAGCGAUGGGGCACGCCCCCCAGGUCAAGAAAGCCAAGCAUGUGGUGGAUUACAGUGAGGACAACUUCGCCAUUGUCUUUGCAGCGAUGGGGGUAAGCCCUGCCCUUGAUGGGAUCAUUCCCUUUCACAUUCUCCCGCUGAAUGUUUCAUCAGCACGCCCCCCCCCCACCCACCCCGCCACGGCAGAGCCCCGAGAGGAGAAGGCAUUGAAGGAGAAACUGCUUCCUACUGCAGUUAAAUAUCAGGGAGGCGAAAGAGUACAGAACUCCACGCAGGAUCAGUGUACACUUGAGACAGAACAUGCCCCCCCUGCUACUGAGAUCGGUAUGAAUUCCCACUGGCUGUGUCUGUGUUGCAGGAUUGAGCGGAUUAUUACCCCCCGCUUGGCCCUGACCGCGGCUGAGUUCCUGGCCUAUCAGUGUGAGAAACAUGUGCUGGUCAUCCUGACGGAUAUGAGCUCAUACGCAGAGGCUCUGCGGGAGGUAUCUGCAGCCCGUGAGGAGGUUCCUGGGAGACGGGGAUUCCCUGGUUACAUGUACACGGACUUGGCGACCAUCUACGAGAGGGCGGGCCGUGUGGAGGGGAGGAAUGGCUCGAUCACCCAAAUCCCCAUCCUCACCAUGCCAAAUGAUGACACCAUCGAUGCCACUGGGUACCGCAUCAGCCCCAAACCCGACUCCUCCACCGCCAUGAGCCUACCUCGGGCCCACCUCAUUGUGCAGAUGCCAAUGUCUCAUACUGGGCCCAAGCUCACCUCUGAUAGCCUCACCUCGAGUCCCCUCCGCUGGGACCACUUGUUGCCACCAGAGCCAUCACCAAGCUCUUCAGCUAGAGAGAAACAAUAUGAUGUUCCUGAAGGAAGUGAUUUUACAGCUCGAAGGAACAGGAAAGAUCUGGGUCCAAUCAAUCAGAUUGAUCAUCACCAUGCAGAUAACAUCAAGGGGCAGGAAGAACUUAAGGAUUACAGUGAGGAUUGA
Molecule: messenger RNA, 1599 nt
Organism: Chiloscyllium plagiosum (whitespotted bambooshark)
Lineage: Eukaryota; Metazoa; Chordata; Chondrichthyes; Orectolobiformes; Hemiscylliidae
Source: RefSeq, a predicted model, not a curated record